This is a messenger RNA of Hypomesus transpacificus, 1713 nucleotides long. Its product is annotated as macrophage mannose receptor 1-like. Lineage: Eukaryota; Metazoa; Chordata; Actinopteri; Osmeriformes; Osmeridae. Bases 58 to 1380 code for a protein of 440 amino acids. The transcript is spliced from 6 exons. The record is from RefSeq and is a predicted model, not a curated record.
GAUGCUGUUUACUCAUGAUGCAAAUGAUGUUAUGGAAGAACAUUAUCUUCUGGUAGCAUGAAUCAGCUACUAUGUAGAGGUAUUAAACACUGUCCAGGGAGGUGGGGAGGAGACACUGACAGCAGGUCAGAGCUCACACCAGCAGCACCCACAGCAUUCACUCACCCAACAUCAGGGAUGGAGAAAUCUGUGUUACUCAUGUUGCUUGUCUUCUCAGGGCUCAGCAUCCUCCCCUCAUGUCUCUCUUUCCAUUAUAAGUAUGUGAAUGGGAAUAAGACCUGGUAUGAAGCACAGAGGAUCUGCAGAGAGAACUACACUGACCUGGCCACCUUUUAUGACAACACAACCAACCCUGUAAAAGAGUUUCCUCAUGUCAAUGCGUGGAUAGGACUGUCUAGCGGCCCUUGGAUGUGGUCCCUUAAUGAUACCAUUUUAGACUCCAGUUACACUGAUUUUUAUAAAGCUGAUAAUGACCCGCCUGAACAGUCGUAUGAAAAUAAGAUCUGUGCGAAAAUGUUCGACAUGUCAUGGAAGCCUUUCAACUGUUCAGAGGAAAUUCCUUUUAUAUGCUAUUGUGAGUUGAUACACUCCUAUAUACGAUAUGAACUCAAAUUAUUUACGUUUGACAUCCUCUUUAAAAUGGGAUUUAGAGGCAAAACACAUCAGCAAGAUAAUACAAAUAAGUACAGCUGCCCCGGUUUAAAAAAGACAUGGAAUGAAUCUCAGAGCUACUGUCGGCAGAAUCACACAGACCUGGUCAGUGUGAGAAACGAGAGGGAGGAGGAGAUGAUAUUUGACGCAAUAAAAACUGAAACGUUUUGCAACUCAGACUUUUGGAUUGGCCUGAGUAGAGUGAAGUGGCAAUGGUCUGACCAGAGUGUCUUUCACUUCCAAAACUGGAAACAACACAAGCCUAAUGGAGGAAACACACGGCAGUGUGUGGAAAUGUUCGGUGAUUCUGGACUUUGGAAUGAUGCAUCAUGUGAACACACUAAUCCGUUCAUCUGCUAUGAUGAUGACCUGGUCCUGGUUCAUGAGAACAAGACCUGGGUUGAAGCCCUGAACCACUGCAGACAGCAGGGAUGGGAUCUGGUGUCCAUCCACUCUGAGAGGAUCCAGCACUGGGUGCAACGUCGGGCCAGAAAAGCCACCACCCCCUAUGUCUGGCUGGGCCUGAGGCACACCUGUGCAUUGCAGGUCUGGUUCUGGGUGACUGAACAUGCCCUGUGCUACCAGAACUGGGCCCCGGGCCACGGGGAGAGCUGGGAGGAGUAUAAGAAGGCAGGUGCCAUGCAGAGGGAGGGGCCACAGCAGUGGGAGGGCAUGCACCAGACAGAGAAGCUCAACUUCAUCUGCACCAAGACACCUGAUGAUUACUAGGAUUCAAACUUCGUAUGUCCAGUUUAUCUUGUCAAGAGACGGGAAUUUAAACAGCUAUUUGGUGUUUUUGUUAUUUUUACUUUUUACAAUUUCUUAAUUUGUCAUAUUUCUACUGCUUUUCACAUGUUAAUGUUUAUAUUUUGGGGUUUUACGUAUGUUUUUUUCAUAUGUUAGUGAUUUUAAGAUUAUAUUCAGGAUAUAUUUCCUGGGUCUAAAUGGGUCUUCGGUGCUCAAAAAAACAGUCUGUGUUACCGUGUCACCUUAUUAACAGACAUCUAUGUCUUACAAAAAAAAAUGCUUCUGAAAAUUGAAAAUCGUAAUAUCCUGAGUACA